Molecule: messenger RNA, 3696 nt
Organism: Physella acuta
Lineage: Eukaryota; Metazoa; Mollusca; Gastropoda; Physidae
Product: short transient receptor potential channel 4
Biological process (GO): regulation of cytosolic calcium ion concentration; calcium ion transmembrane transport
Cellular component (GO): cation channel complex; plasma membrane
Molecular function (GO): inositol 1,4,5 trisphosphate binding; store-operated calcium channel activity; protein binding
Source: RefSeq, a predicted model, not a curated record
UGGAUGCGUUUCUUGGAUUAUGUUCCACUUGUGUCCGGCUAACCUGGAUGACCACUUCAGUUUGAAAAAAAAAAGUUUUGUCGUUAUGUAAGAGUUAUCUCUCCUGGAUGUAAUUUUACAAUGGCUUCCUUUCGUGAUGCGAAAUAUUUUUAUUUUGGAAAUUCCCGGUCAUAGACCUCGAGUGACAUCUGGACAACCGGGGUGAGCCCCCCGCCCAGGCGCCAUGGACAAGGUUUACCUCGCCUACAGGGAGUCCCUGCUUAACGCCGCCCCCCGCAUGAUGGAGGAGCUGGGCAUGGACACGGGGGAGGAUUUCCUGGGGAUGGGGGUCUUCAGGAAGGACGUGGAUCUAACCAAUGAGGAGAAGCAGUACCUGCUGUCGGUGGAGAGGGGUGACGUCCCGUCCACGCGCCAGUACCUGAACCUGGCCAAGCAGACGGGGAUGAACCUGAACUGCCUGGACCCCCUGGGUCGCACGGCCCUGCUGGUGGCCAUCGAGAACGAGAACAUCGAGAUGAUCGAGCUGCUCCUGUCCCACGGGGUGGAGGUGGGCGACGCCCUCCUGCACGCCAUCAACGAGGAGAACGUCGAGGCCGUGGAGCUGCUGCUCAACCACGAGAUCGCCACCAAGGGAGAUCACCAGGUAGUAUCGCUGGCGACCUCGGUGCCCUCCAGUUCCUUCACCCCCGACAUCACCCCCAUCAUCCUCGCCGGACACCGCGACAACUACGAAAUCAUCAAAAUCCUUCUCGACCGAGGCUACCGCAUCCCCAAACCUCACAACGCCCGCUGCAGCUGCAAGGAUUGCAUAUCCGGCAGCCAGGAAGACUCUCUCAGACACUCCCGCUCCAGAAUCAACGCCUACAAGGCCCUGGCCAGUCCGUCUUUGAUAUGCCUGUCCAGCAAAGACCCUAUUUUAACCUCUUUUGAGCUGAGCUGUGAGCUUAAACAGCUGAGCAAGUUGGAGAACGAGUUUAAGGCGGACUACGAGAAGUUAGCCGUGAAGUGCCAGGAGUUCGCGGUGGACCUGCUUGAGCAGACGAGAGGUUCCAGAGAGCUGGCCAUCAUACUCAACCACGACAACUCUACAGCAGACGAGCCCAGCUGUGAUAAGGUGCGGCUGUCGAGGCUCAAACUGGCCAUCAAGUACAAGCAGAAGAAGUUUGUCGCCCACCCCAACUGCCAACAACUUCUCGCCUCCCUCUGGUACGAGGGCCUGCCGGGCUUCAGACGUCGGUCCAUCCUCUCCAAGCUGACCAUCAUGGGGAUCAUCGGCGCCCUGUUCCCCGUGCUGUCCAUUGUUUAUCUCAUCGCACCCAAGUGCAGCGUCGGUCAGCUGAUCACCAAGCCCUGCAUCAAAUUCAUGAUACACUGCACUUCAUACGUUGUUUUUCUGUUUUUACUUAUCCUAGUAUCUCAGAGAGUGGAGGUGAUGAAGAUAAGCGAGGACGAGAUGAGGCGGGACGGGCAACUGAAGAAAGAAUUGCGCGGGUCGCAAGCUUCACUUGUUGAGUGGGUCAUCUUGGCAUAUGUUGCAGGUCUGAUGUGGAGCGAGAUCAAACAACUCUGGGACGAGGGGGCCAUCGAGUACAUCCACGACAUGUGGAAUAUUCUAGACUUUUUUACAAACUCUUUAUACAUAGCAACUUUCACGCUCCGCCUUCUAGCUUACUUGCAGGUUCAAGAAGAGAAGAAGGAGGGCAACGCCCACGCCGACCUUGACCGUGAGAAAUGGCCGGCCUACGACCCUAACCUGAUCGCCGAGGCCCUGUUCGCCGCCGCCAACAUCUUCAGCUCCCUCAAGCUGGUCAACAUCUUCACGGUCAGCCCGUACCUGGGCCCGCUGCAGAUCUCGCUGGGCCGGAUGAUCAUGGACCUGGUGCAGUUCGGUUGCGUCUUCUGUCUCGUGCUCUUCUCCUUCGCCUGCGGCUUGAACCACUUGUACUGGUACUAUGCUGACAGGCAUGCGCAGGAUUGUACGGCGGCGCUUCCGGAGAAUCCCAAUCCGCCAUCUUGCGACAGGAAGUACAGGAGUUUUGCCAAUCUCUGGGAGAUCGUGCAGUCACUGUACUGGGCCAUCUACGGCCUGGUCGACCUUGACCACGCCGAGCUGCAGCCCAAGUUCAAGCACGAGUUCACGGAGUUUGUCGGCAAGCUGAUGUUCGGCACCUACAGCUGGAUCGGCCUCAUCGUCCUGCUCAACAUGCUCAUCGCCAUGAUGAGCAACUCCUACCAGAGGAUCUAUAGCCAAGCUGACGAGGAAUGGAAGUUCGCCAGAUCCAAAUUAUGGAUCAGCUAUUUUGAAGACAGCGGCACUCUGCCUCCCCCGUUCAAUGUGAUCCCCAGCCCCAAGACCUUCUACUACAUCGUGCUGUGGUUCAAGAACAAACUCUGCUCCUGUUUCUGCUCCAAGGCGCAGAAACGCAACAGGUGGCAGAGUAUAAAGAAAAUUGUAAAAAAGAUCAAUGAAAAGGAGAUCAGAUACCAGGCUGUGAUGCGUGAUCUCAUCAAGCGCUACAUCAUGCAGAAGCAGAGAGGCUCUCAGAAGGGCGAGGGCGUCAACGAGGACGACAUCAACGAGCUGAAGCAGGACGUCUCCUCCUUCCGGUUCGAGCUACUGGAGAUCCUGCGCAACAACGGCAUGAAGACGCCCAACCCGAACCAGCCCAAGCCCACAAAUCGUCGUCUGUCUCGCAAACGAAGUCACGUGUCACUUGACCGGCUGCGACGGUCCAUGUCACUGGAGACGUGUAAGGUGGACAGCCCGGGCAAGACGCCGGUUGACGUCAUCCUGGAACGGCAGACCAACAGCCUCAAGUGCCGCUACAACCCCCCGGAGACCAUCCCCGAGGAAGAGAUCGAGCGCAUCCGGAGAGAGUCCCUCAUACCGCGGGUCGGUUUGCUGGCCGGCGUGGGGCGGAGAAGAUCCUCGGUCACCCUGCCGGAAACAACUUCCACUUCCGCUACAACGACGCUGCUCAGCACAGCCACAUCGCUCGCGGCGUCCAUCGCCAACAAAACCCUCCCCGUCGCCUCGGGGAAUAAAAAAAACGUCAGCGCCGCGGUGGUGAACGGGAAUUCGAACUCUGUCGUCUGCGCGGAGGACAUCGUUGCCGCGGUAACGGAUUGUCAACAACUUGAAGGCUCGGACGGAAGUACGUACUCGCAACGUAGGGACGAAGGUUUAGGGGAAUCGUUCGAUCGAUACUCGGAGCUAAGCGAUUCCACGUCUAGGAUUGGGGUGGUGGGGAGCGUCAUUGAGCUUCAGACCCUCCACUCGACGGGACACAACUCGCCCUUGCGGUACCCCAAAACAAUGACCAGCGCCCUGACCUCCCCGAACAACAAUCGCCGCCACGGCGGGGCGCCAUGCUCGAACGAUACUGACGACGACGAUUUCGACGGUAUGACCUUUAUCGCCAAAUCUGCAUCGGAGGAGGGCGAUACCGAUCCAAAUGGCAUCGAUCCCUUGUCCUUUCUAACGGAAGCCCAGUCUAAGCGCGUCACGUUCAUGUAAACGAAAUUGGAAUCAUCUUUCAAAUACGACGAAAUUCGGAAUUUAGAAGAAAUUCUCACAAGCUGUUCGGUCAGUCUUGACCCUAUUCUCCAGUGGCUGUUACUCUCCAACGUAUUCCCCUUACAAACCCAUCUAUACAUAUAUACACUGUCUGUGAAUGACUAGUAAGCUUCUGAUAU